AUGGCUUCGUGCGAAGGAAAGAACGAAGAAGAGCGGAAAGCGAAGAAGAGCGGCAGCUUACGGCUGAGGAAACCCAAGGACCGCCCCAAGCUGAUGGACCUCCAGCCUGCGCCACCCACCACCUCAGCUUCGGAGGGAGCCGUCGAGGUGCUCCAGCCGGGCAGAGGACGUGCCGACUCAGCAGCCGCCACCACUACCACCACGACCCCACCAGCCGGCGAAGAGGGUACUGCGACGGAUUCGGCGACCAAGAAGCGGCACCAGCGCUCGCGGUCGGUCGGGAAGGGAGGCCUCAUGAACCUCAUCGGCCUCAAGAAGAAGACGACGCAGAAGAACAGGCAAGGUACCGGCGCCACGACGCAGGCUGACGGGUGUGGUCGUCACGGCAACCACGCUGCACCUCUGGUGGAUGCCGAAGAGGGCGAGCAAUCGAAGAAGACCGUGAGCGCCGUAGUUACCAGCACCGCGGACAAGAGCGCCCAAGGGCCACGCGCUGAUGAUGACGUGGACGGCGAAGGCGAUGACCAGAGUGCGCCCGAGACCGACUCGUCGUCGGCGGCCGACGAGCAGCCCCAGCCCACGGCCGCAGAUACGGAGGAAGACGACGCCGAUUCCUCGGAAUUGGCGGAGCAGGCCGAAGCCGACGACCCCCGGCCGUCGUCUGCUGAAGAUGCGCCGCCGGGGCGCCCGGCCGCCUCCAGGCCAGUCUCGGACUACGGGGCGUCUUCGUCGAAGCAGAUCAACCGGAGGAACCUGUCCGGACAGGUGAAGUUGUUCCCUCCGCUGCCGUCCACGCCCGACCCGGCCACCACGAAGCAGGCCGAGGCCGGCUCACCAGCGCCGACGGUGUCGGUACUGGCCCGUGCGGCUGAUGCACCGGCGCCAGCUGGGCCGCCGGUGCCGGCUCUGCGGUCGCACUUGUCGGCGGUAUCGGUGAUGCAUCAGACGCGGCUCUCAGCCCGCAAGCGGAUGACGAUGGACCCCGGCGCGCUCAAGGCCCUCUACGCGCAGGACCCCGCCUUCCAGCGCCGCCUCUCCAGCACCACCACCAGUGUCAGCGCACAGGUGAGCGACCAGACCACCAACACUGGGUUGGUCCAGGCACCGGUUGUUGAGGGGCCGGAGGUGCUGCUCGCGCUGCAGACCUUGGCCGAGCAGGGGAUCGAAGAAGACGAUAUCUGGAACGGCAAGCCCGAGGUGUUCCCCUUGCUGGAGCCCUUCAAGAACGAACUCAAGAAGGCCGUCGGGGUGGGCUGCAAGAGCAGCGCGGUCAACUUCCUCCUGCCGGACAUUUCGUUCUUCGGCGAACUCAAGGCCAAGACCUUCAAAGUCAACAACCUCCAGCCCAUCGCGCACGCAUCGCUGGAUUCUCUUCUGCAGCUGCUGCACGCCAUCACGGCGAAGCUGGGCGGCAAGUCCAUGACCCUCCGCCGCUCGUCCUUCGCGCUGAGCACCCUCGCUGGCCAUCAACUCGACCCUCGCGAAGUCCUCGCCAGCUACGGCUUGGGUUCGAUCCUGCAGAUGUGGGAGCUGAGGAUUGUGGUGCUGAAGCGGGGCAUAUCGGGCGUGCACGCGGCAGUGGACAAGAAGCCCCUGCCCAACCCGCAGCAGCUGAUCUUCGAGCAGGUCAAGGGCCUCCAGAGCCAGACCGCCGACCUGGGCCAGCGCGUGGGCCACGCCGAGGCCGAGCAGCGGCAGAUCGAGGCCCGUAUGGAGGAGCUCGCGCGGGAGAUCGAAAAGAACGAUCGCGAACGAGAAGAGGCCCGUGCGGCUGACGAGGCCGAGAGCCAGCAGCGGCUCAGGCGCGAGUGGCGGCUCGACGUUGAGGGCGGCAUCGAGCGGCUCCGGGGCGAGCUAGCGCAGCGCGUCGAGCAGCGCGAGGCGAGGCUUCUCUCCGAGGCCAAGGAGCUGCGCGACGAGCUCGAGCAGGAGCGCGGCCAGGCCCGGGAGAAGGAGGACCGCCUCACGUCGGCCCUGGCUGCGCUUGCGGGCGAGGUCGAGGCGAUGCGUGCCCGCGAGGCCCAGGAGCGCCAGCGUGUGGAGUGCCUGGUUGCGGUCUUGCGCGAGGAGAUGGAGGAGCGCGAGCGCGAGCGCACCCAACGGGAGCAGGCCCUGCGGGAGGAGAUCGAGCGCGCGCAGGCGCUGAUGAAGGGCGGGGACGAGGCCAAGCAGGCGCAGAGCGAGCUCGACGUGGCGAAGGUGGUGGCCGGCCUCCAGGCCGAGAACGACCGGCAGCGCAAGGAGCUGGUCAGGCGGGUGCACGGCGACUGGGAGCGGGAGAAGCAGGCGCUCGUGGCUCACCUGCAGGCCGAGUGGGAGCGGGAGACCAGGGCCACGGUCCAGCGGCUGCGCGAGGACUGGGAGCUGGAGCGGGCCAAGGAGCACGAGGCCCUCGCGAGGCGGGCGCGCGAGGAGCGCGAGGAGAAGCAGCGUGAGCUGGCGGAGCGCGAGAGGCGCGAGGAGCGGAGCCUGGUGCAGCAGGAGAGCGGGAAGGCCCUGCGCGAGGUACUCGAGACGGUGGCCAAGCUCCAGAGCCACCUCGAGGCCUCGGAGAAGAAGGUCGAGCGGCAGGCCAAGGCCCUCGAGAUCCUCGACAAGCGCGUCAAGGCCGCCGCCGUAGCUCCUCCUUCCGCGUCGUCUUCUUCGGCCGUGACCCCGCCGCCUCCGCCGCCGCCCACCGUAGUCACACCCGCCGCAGCCCUGUCCAUCAUCGCCAAGCCCGCUGCCUCCAAGCGACCCGCACUCAAGCGGGAGGACCAGAGCUGUGCCAACCUGCUGCUGGCGGGCCUGCAGAAGCGGUUCUCGGCGAUCCAGCAGAGCCAGGCCGAAGAGCUCGAGGAGGCGGACGACGCCUCGUGGCAGUACACCCCCUGA
Molecule: messenger RNA, 2874 nt
Organism: Acanthamoeba castellanii str. Neff
Lineage: Eukaryota; Discosea; Longamoebia; Acanthamoebidae
Exons: 8
Coding region: 1-2874 (957 amino acids)
Source: RefSeq, a predicted model, not a curated record